CUAGCCAGUUCCAACAGGGCUGGGCGUGGGCCAACAAUGUGAAUCUGCUGGCAGCUGGCGCGAGCUUGCCCCACCGCGGCAUCAGUGGGAGUGGCAUCUAUGCAGGGCGCCGCGGCGCCCUUGUGCGGCGCAUGGUGGGCGACACGCACGUUGGACAGCGGCAGCUGUUGCUGGCACGUGUGCCACGCUAUUCCCAGUCGCAGCAGGAGCAGGAGCUGGAGUUGGAUGAGGAGCGUGCGGGGCCAGCGCAGAGGCAGCUGACGAUGCUGCAGCAGCCGCAGCUCGAGGACUUUGCCAGCUGGCUGGUGCCGCUGCUCAAUGGCAGCAGGCAGCACCAGCGCCUCUGCCAGCAGGAUCUCUGCUGCGACUUUGAGCUGCAGCUGGAGCUGCCCAGCGAUGCGACGCAGCCGCCGGAGUACAGCUAUCGCGCGGGCGUCUUUGUGGGCCAGCGGCGCUACGAGGAGGAACAGUAUAGCGUGGUCAGACUCUGCGGUCUGUUCGCGUGCCGCAACGAGAGCAUUCUCAGUUGCGGCCAGCUGGCAGCGGCGCCGGCAGAGGAGCCAGCGGCGGGCAGUCGGAGCAUCACGUUCAGCUGGCUGCGAAUUCGCGGCGAGUUCGUGCGCCGCCAGCGACGGCUGCUCAUGCCCAGCACGCUGAGCGAGGCGCUUUACGCGCUGCAGGCCACCGAAUUCGAGUGGGCGUGGCAGGACGACACCGACAUCGAGACGGGCGCCACACAUGUGGAGCUGCGGCUGAGCAAGAGCCACUCACAGCUGCUGACCUUUGGCAUCUAUGGCAACUACUUUGAUGAGUUUGCCCACGACGACAAGCCGGGAGGCGGCGGUGGCGGCGGCGGAGACGGCGACGGGGCCAUGGGCGUGGUUGUGGCUAAGCGAGGGCAACAGCUGUUGAUGGUGCUGUUGAUGCUGCUGCUGUCUUAUCACGGGGGCUAACCGCUAAGCAAACACUUUGCUGAUUAGUUCUAAUUGGAAGUGCGGGCACAGGCGACAAAAGCGUCGCAAAUGUAUAUGGGU
Messenger RNA from Drosophila navojoa, 1034 nucleotides. RefSeq names its product vanin-like protein 3. The record is from RefSeq and is a predicted model, not a curated record. NCBI's taxonomy places the organism in Eukaryota, Metazoa, Arthropoda, Insecta, Diptera, Drosophilidae. Gene Ontology annotation, molecular function: hydrolase activity, acting on carbon-nitrogen (but not peptide) bonds, in linear amides.